Juglans regia (Persian walnut) is the source of this 2916-nucleotide messenger RNA. RefSeq lists its product as uncharacterized. The transcript is spliced from 6 exons. The record is from RefSeq and is a predicted model, not a curated record. Lineage: Eukaryota; Viridiplantae; Streptophyta; Magnoliopsida; Fagales; Juglandaceae. The coding region runs from base 1 to 2916 and encodes 971 amino acids. Gene Ontology annotation, molecular function: nucleic acid binding; zinc ion binding.
AUGUCUAAUAAUCAAGAAGAAGACACAACCGAAGAAUUUCGACAACCUCCCAGUUCCAAACCUCCAAAUGCAAGCAAUGUUAGGGGAGAUGAGGCGCAGCAUGGUGGGCGUGGUCCGUGGCGGAAUGUUGAUGGAGAGGCGGAGUCGGAGGAGUUUGAUGAGCAAUAUUUGAACCGAGGCAGGAUUGAGCGUGGGUAUAGAAAUAGAGAAGCUAGGAUGGGUAGGCCUAGGAGGGAUAACGAUUUAGGAAAUAUAAAGAUUAAAAUCUCAUCUUUUCAAGGUAAAAAUGAUCCUGAAGUUUAUUUGGAGUGGGAAACUAAAAUGGAGAUGGUUUUUGAUUGUCACAACUACUCAGAGAUAAAGAAGGUUAAGUUGGCUGCAAUUGAAUUUACCGAUUAUGCCAUUGUGUGGUGGGAUCAAUUACUGAUUAAUAGGAGGAGGAAUAGAGAGCCACCCGUGGACACUUGGGAGGAAAUGAAAAUGCUUAUGAGGAAGCGUUUUGUACCCAGCCACUAUUAUAGGGGAUUGUAUCAAAAAUUACAGAGGUUAAUUCAAGGAUCUAAAAGUGUGGAUGAGUAUUACAAAGAGAUGGAGGUAGCUAUGAUCCGGGCUAAUGUAGAAGAGGACCGGGAAGCCACCAUGGCUAGGUUUUUGCACGGUUUAAAUCGUGAGAUUGCGGAUAUAGUCGAGAUGCAGCACUAUGUUGAGUUGACAGAUAUGGUGCAUCAAGCCAUAAAGGUGGAGGAACAAUUCAAACGAAAGGGAUUGGCUAGGAGGGGACUGCCUAUGGCUACAACCAGCUCGUGGAAGACAACUCCAAAAAGGGAUGAGCAGCAACAAAAUAAGCCAAAAUUUGAAUCCUCUAAGAAUGCCAACUUAAAGACCGCCACUACUUCAGGUACAAUCGAGACUUCAAGUUCUAAAACACGUGAUAUUAAAUGUUUUAAAUGUCAGGGGCGCGGACAUAUAGCCAGCCAGUGUGUAAACAAGAGGGUGAUGGUGAUAAAUGCCCAAGGAGAGCUUGAGUCAGAAAAUGAGGAAGAAGUAGAUAAUGAUGAUAUGCCAUCUAUGGAGGAUGCUGACGAUGAGCAAAAUGCUGUGGUUGGAGAUUUAUUGGUUGCAAGGCGAGUUCUCAAUGUGCAGGUUAAGGAGGAAGAAAGUAACCAAAGGGAGAACUUGUUUCAUACUCGGUGCUUUGUAAAUAACAAAGUUUGCAGUGUCAUUAUUGAUGGUGGGAGUUGCACAAAUGUAGCCAGCACUUAUUUGGUGGAGAAAUUGGCUUUAACUACCUUGAAACAUCCUCAACCUUACCGGCUUCAGUGGUUGAAUGAAUGUGGGGAAAUCAAGGUGACAAGACAAGUGUUGGUGGCAUUAUCCAUUGGCAAAUAUGAGGAUGAGGUGCUUUGUGAUGUGGUUCCUAUGCACGCAUGCCAUUUACUGUUGGGAAGACCAUGGCAGUAUGAUCUGAGGGUUACGCAUGAUGGAUUCACAAAUAAGUAUUCCUUCACUCUUAAUAGGCAACCUAUUACUCUUGUGCCAUUAACUCCAAAACAGGAGGCUCUUUUAUGUACUAAUGAUCUCGUCGGUGCUUUGCCGAGCAAUAUUGUUUCUCUUUUGCAGGAGUUUGAAGAUGUCCUUUCUGAAGAGGUACCUUAUGGUUUACCUCCAAUCCGAGGGAUUGAACAUCAAAUUGAUUUCAUACCUGGUGCAUCAAUUCCAAACCGACCUGCUUAUAGGAGUAAUCCCGAGGAGACCAAGGAACUUCAGAGGCAAGUAAGUGAAUUAUUGGAGAAGGGGUUUGUGCGUGAAAGUAUGAGUCCUUGUGCGGUUCCGGUGCUGUUAGUUCCCAAGAAGGAUGGAACAUGGAGGAUGUGUGUUGACUGCCGAGCCAUCAACAACAUAACGGUAAAGUAUCGUCAUCCCAUUCCUAGACUAGAUGAUAUGCUGGAUGAAUUGCAUGGUUCUUGUGUCUUUACAAAAAUUGAUCUUAAGAGUGGAUAUCAUCAUAUUAGGAUGAAAGAAGGUGAUGAAUGGAAAACUGUUUUUAAGACAAAGUAUGGUUUGUAUGAGUGGUUAGUGAUGCCUUUCGGUUUAACUAAUGCUCCGAGCACAUUUAUGCGUUUGAUGAACCAUGUUUUGCGAGCAUUUAUUGGCAGAUUUGUAGUUGUUAAGAGAGGAAUUGAGGUGGAUGAGGAAAAGGUGAAGGCAAUCCAAGAGUGGUCAACGCCUACAACACAUUUGAAAGGACAGCAAAGGUUGAACAAACGCCAUGCCAAGUGGGUGGAAUUCAUUAAAAUAUUUCCGUAUGUGAUCAGAUAUAAGCAAGGUAAGGAAAAUGUGGUGGCUGAUGCAUUGUCCCGAAGGUAUGCCUUACUUUCCAUUUUAGAUACAAAAAUGCUUGGCUUUGAAUACAUUAAGGAAUUGUAUGCUCAAGAUUCUGAUUUUGGUGAUGUGUUCAAUGCAUGUGAAAAAAUGGUGUUUGGUAAGUUUUAUAGGUAUGAUGGAUUUUUGUUUCGGGAAAAUAAACUGUGUUUGCCAAUAUGUUCUUUGCGCGAAUUGCUUGUGAGAGAAGCUCAUGGUGGUGGUUUGAUGGGUCAUUUUGGUGUAGCUAAGACUUUAGGAAUUUUGCAUGAACAUUUUUUUUGGCCUCAUAUGAAACGUGAUGUGGAAAGAAUUUGUGAGAAGUGUAUUACGUGUAAACAGGCUAAGUCUAAGUUGAAAUCCCAUGGUUUGUACACCCCUUUGCCAAUACCUAGUGAACCUUGGACUGAUAUUUCUAUGGAUUUUGUUUUAGGUUUACCUAGGACUAAGAGGGGGAGAGAUUCAGUUUUUGUGGUGGUAGAUAGAUUUUCCAAGAUGGCACACUUUAUUGCAUGUCAUAAAACUGAUGAUGCAUCACAUAUAGCUGAUUUGUGA